AUGCUUAACGGUAGUACCAUCCAUCCCCCGAUGGCGGACGCCCGGGUCGGCAUGGACGGGGCGGACGGGGGAGCCGCCCUUAACCUAACCGAGACGGAGGUGGUGAUGGAACUGAUUGGAAAUUUUCUCAACUUCUACUACAUGCCGCUGCUGGUGGUGGUGGGCAGCAUCGGGAACAUUCUGUCGGUGCUGGUGUUCUUCAACACGAAGCUGAAGAAGCUGUCGUCGUCGUACUAUCUGGCCGCGCUCGGGAUCAGCGACACGUGCUAUCUCGUCGGGCUGUUCGUCACCUGGUUGAGCUUCUUUCAGGUGCACAUCUACACGCGCGAACCGUACUGCCAGCUGUUCACGUACACGAGCGGUGUCAGCAGCUUCCUGUCCGUCUGGUACGUAGUGGCCUUCACGUUCGAGCGCUUCAUCGUCGUGCGGUACCCGCUCAAGCGGCAGAGCUGGUGUACGGUGCGGCGGGCGAAAACUAUCAUCGCCUGCCUGACGAUGGUGGGCAGUGUGCACAGCGUACCGUACAUCUUCUACGCCGGCACGCAGUACUCCGAGCGCAGCAACGUCACCAUCUGCGAUAUGCGAAAGGAGUACACGUCACAAAUGGAAAUUUUCAACUACAUCGAUACGGUGAUAGUGUUUGUCGUCCCGUUCACCAUCAUCGUCGUCCUGAACUCCGUCACCAGCUUCACCGUGUGGCGUUUCGCUGGCUUGCGCCGUAACAUGACCCUGCCCAAAAGAAAACCAUCGAAUUUAGAAAUACGAAGGCAGCUAAGCUUCCAGUACUUUUCGACUCAUCCCAACGGGCGGAAUGGCAUUUUGAGGCGAUCCAGCAUGAGAGAAAACCGGAUGCUGCACUCCCAGAUGAAGGUCACCAAAAUGCUACUCAUCGUGUCCUCGGUGUUUGUGUGUCUCAAUCUGCCGAGCUACGUCAUGCGCGUUCGUGCAUUCGUCGAGACGGGCCAUUCGUAUCUUACCGUGCUGGUGCAGUACUAUUGCUACUUGUUCUUCAUCACCAACUUCGGCAUCAACUUCAUACUGUACUGUAUCAGUGGACAGAACUUUAGGAAGGCUGUGAUAGAAAUGUUCCGACGGCAUCGAAAGGGUCGAGUAAAUCAGGACCCGAUCAGCGGUUGCGGUACUCAAUCAGAACUUUUGCGCGCAUACGGCAACCUAGCACUGAGACGCACCAGCACCCCGAUGCUGUCUACCACGACCACCACCACCACAAACCGCACGGCGGAAACAGUGCUGUGGAAGGAUUACGCGGACCCACCGGUUAUGAACCUUCCCUGA
Messenger RNA from Anopheles marshallii, 1296 nucleotides. Its product is annotated as neuropeptides capa receptor-like. The coding region runs from base 1 to 1296 and encodes 431 amino acids. The record is from RefSeq and is a predicted model, not a curated record. Gene Ontology annotation, biological process: G protein-coupled receptor signaling pathway. The transcript has 7 exons. Gene Ontology annotation, cellular component: plasma membrane. Lineage: Eukaryota; Metazoa; Arthropoda; Insecta; Diptera; Culicidae. Gene Ontology annotation, molecular function: G protein-coupled receptor activity.